Molecule: messenger RNA, 1294 nt
Organism: Scheffersomyces coipomensis
Lineage: Eukaryota; Fungi; Ascomycota; Pichiomycetes; Serinales; Debaryomycetaceae
Product: dienelactone hydrolase
Exons: 1
Coding region: 137-847 (236 amino acids)
Molecular function (GO): hydrolase activity
Source: RefSeq, a predicted model, not a curated record
UGAGGAGAACGGUCUUCAUUUGCCCUUCAAUUUAUUGCAAAUUUAUAUAAAAAGUAUGUAACUUUCAAUUUAUAUCAAUAGAACGUUAAGUUAAUUGAUUAAGUAAAUAAAUCAUAAUUCAAACUAUUCAUAAACAAUGGCUUCAAAUCCUCCAGGUGAAUGUUGUACUAAGGGUUCAUUACACGAGGGUACACCAAAAGGAAAAAAUCAAACUAUAUUUGGAUUAGAUACUUAUCAAGUUGGACAAGAGCAUGGUAAUGAUCGUAUUAUUGUCAUUUUAACUGAUAUUAUGGGUCAUAAUAAUAUUAAUGGGAAAUUAAUUGCUGAUGAAUUAUCUAAUUAUAAAUAUCAAGUUUUAAUUCCUGAUAUUAUUUUAAAUGAUCCUAUUAAGGGGGAUUUAUCAGAAUGGUUAAGUAAACAUAGUGCAGAAGUUACAGCUCCUAUAGUUGAUCCAUUCUUAAGUUCGAUUAAAAAGGAUUUGAAACCCAAAUUCUUUGGUGCUAUUGGGUAUUGUUUUGGAGCAAAAUAUCUUGUUCAAAAUUUAACAAAAGAUGGUCCAUUAGAUGCGGGAGCUAUAGCUCAUCCAUCAUUUGUAUCAAUUGAAGAAGUUAAAGCCAUUGCUAAACCGAUUAUCAUAUCUGCCGCUGAAAUUGAUCCGAUCUUUACAGUCGAAUUAAGACAUCAAACUGAAGCUGAAUUAAUUAAAUUAGGAGCUCGAUUUCAAAUUAAUUUAUACUCUGGGGUAAGUCAUAGUUUUGCUAAUCGAGGCGAUGUUUCAGAUCCGAUAGUUAAAUAUGCUAAAGAAAGAGCCUUGGUUGAACAAAUUUCAUUCUUUAGUCAAUAUUAGUUACAUUCUUUGGUCUAUUUAUAGUGAUAUUUAUUUGAUUUUGUUAUCAAGUAUACUUCUAAAAAUAUUUUCUGGUUGUUAAAAUUAGCCUUGUUUUGAUUUUUUAAAAGCCUCUAAAACAUAGCCUUGCUUGACCUUAUUUACACAUGGAGUUUGUUCAUCUUUAUCAGAUACUAAAAUAAUGAGAAGGUGGAGUAAAGUAAUAUAUCACCGGUUAAAAUGAAUAAAAUAAAAAUAAUAAUUAUCAACAAAUUCGUAAAUCAAAAGAUAAGAAGUAAAGGAUAUAUUAAAAUAACCCUAAUAAUUAACAAUCAAUCUUAAAUUAGAUGGUUGUUAUCUGAUAAUAAAGAAAGCGAAAAAUGGUAGGGCAUUUUGUACGAGAGUCGUGAGAUAACUUUCCUAAUUAAGCAUAUUUAAUUUCGUUUCAGGGACCGGAACUCAACUCCA